AUGGGCAGCAGUGACGCCCACCCGCCACCGCCGCGGAGGGAGCAGGGUCCCGCCCCCGCCCAACGUCGGCGGGGUUUCUCAGCGCUCACGGGCGGUGGCGGUUGGACUCGCAGGCCGACUUGCCGGAUUUUUACACCUGCAGUAGAACUCAGAGAAAGAGGAAAGAAAGGCAAAGCAGUUCACUUUGCUGAAAUUGAUGGUCCAGCUUCAGACAGGUUGACAGAUAAAAGAUUUGCUUUAAGAGACGACAAGUCACCCAAAGGCUUAGAGAAACGAAGUCAGCAGGGCAAUGUUACACUCCUCGAUGCUAAAUAUGUUGCUUUGCUUUUGCUACAAGAUACUGAGAUGCAGCAUAUCUGUUCUUUUACAACAUUUCUGAGGAAUAAGAAUCUUGACGAUUUCCUCAUGGCAUUGUUGUACUAUUUAUAUUAUUACUUGGAAAAAAUCUCACAGGAAAAGAAACCCAAAAGCUGUGUGGUGGGCCUUGUAGAGAAAAAAGAGAUGGAAUUGAUUAUCAGUAAGUUAGAAGCAGCACAGAAAUACUUGGCACAGAAGUACUGUGUCCUCGUCCUGGGCUUGGGAAUGCCUGAUAAGCAUCACAUGUGCUGCGGAAAGGGGAAAAUAUCAAAUACACAAAAAGACUGGAAAUUCUUUGAGUCCUUUUAUACUUUCUGUACGUAUGUAGCCUGGAUUGUCUUCCGACGUCAACACUUCACAGAGAUUGAGGAAGAAAUAGGGAGGCUCUUUCGUUCCGACAUGUUCAACAUUCCUCGAAGGAAGCGUGAGGAUGAAGAGUCAGGAGGGGAAAAGAAACGCAUGACUUUUGUACAAUUCAGGAGAAUGAUGGCAAAGCGCCCAGCGAUGAAAAAAGCCAUUAACAUGCGCUCUCCAGUCAUGUCUACUCUGCUGCCCUCUCUCAGAGAAAAAGCUCAGAAUAUCUCUGACAAAAAGUACCGCCAAGCAGGCAUGAAAUUCCCAGUCUGGAUGCAAGAGCACAAGGAAAAUCUGGACUCUGUGCACAUGCCAAUAGUUGGCAUCCUGGGGGAGCCUCGAUGUCAGUUCAACCCCCAUACCCUUAUCCCCCUCGAUACAGAGGAAAGCAUGAAGUCUGGGGGACAGUCUUCCAUGAUAGAAAGAAAUAACAUGAGGAUUCAGGAUACACUGGACUCAGUCAUGAGAACGCUGUCCUCUCAAACAACAUUCCCUAAAUAGUCUGUACAUUCCAUCUCUGUAAUUAAUUCCUGUAUUUGAAGUAAACUACUUUGACUUAAUCACUUUA
Lagenorhynchus albirostris (white-beaked dolphin) is the source of this 1279-nucleotide messenger RNA. It is a transcript of the gene PPP1R36, whose product is annotated as protein phosphatase 1 regulatory subunit 36. The transcript is spliced from 11 exons. Gene Ontology annotation, molecular function: phosphatase binding. The record is from RefSeq and is a predicted model, not a curated record. The coding region runs from base 1 to 1212 and encodes 403 amino acids. NCBI's taxonomy places the organism in Eukaryota, Metazoa, Chordata, Mammalia, Artiodactyla, Delphinidae. Gene Ontology annotation, biological process: negative regulation of phosphatase activity.